UUUAUUUUUUUUACUUAUUGUAAGUGUAUCGAACACAAUUUAUUUGUAUUUGUGCUUGUACACGUAUUUUCCAAACAAAAAAGUAUGAGAUAUGAAAGAAAGACAAUGAUAUGAGAUGAAGAAAUUAAGUUGAACAUAUGGCACAUAUCUUUUCAUUACGCACACGGCACAUAAAAUUCCAAUUCCAAUUCCACACAUAGGUGUGUUCCGAGGACCACAAACGUGACCUUUACGAAGAAAUUUUACAACAAGUGUACAUGGUCCAAUCUAAGCUUAAAUAAAAAAUUUGUGACGUAAACCGGUAUCCACGCAAAAAAUUAAUUUUUGGAAUCUUGUAAGACUUAAAUGUAAGUUUAAUUUAUUUUAUUGCAACCGAAUUACCAUGCUAGCCAGUCUUUAUAUAUCAAGACAAUUCGAAAACACUCAUCAUCAUUUUCCUUCUCCGUAGAAAAUUUUGAACAAGAUAUUAUAGUCUCACCCAAAGGUACAUUCACCGCAGGUUUCUACCCGGUUGGCGAAAAUGCUUAUUCUUUUGCAAUAUGGUUCACUCAAAAAUACAAAAAUCUCACCAACGCUGCCACCAUUGUUUGGAUGGCAAAUCGUGACCAACCGGUAAAUGGAAAACGCUCGACACUUUCCCUUCUUAAAACAGGCAACGUCAUCUUAACCAACGCAGACUAUUUCAUCGUUUGGUCAACAAACACUAACUCAUCAAAACCACUUGACUUGUUUUUGUAUGACACAGGAAAUCUCGUUCUCAGAGAGCACACCACAAAUGGUUUCAUUUUGUGGCAAAGUUUUGAUUACCCAACAGAUACCCUCCUUCCUGAACAAAGUUUCACAAGGUACAUGAACCUUGUUUCCUCCAAAAGUGACAAUAAAUAUUCCUCUGGCUACUACAAACUCAUUUUUGACAACGACAAUGUUCUUCGCCUUCUAUAUGAUGGCCCUCAAGUUUCCAGUAUUUACUGGCCAUAUCCUUGGCUUGUGAGUUGGGAUGCAGGUAGAUCCACAUACAAUAGUAGUAGGGAAGCAAAAUUAGACGUUUGGGGGAACUUUAGCUCUUCCGAUGAUUUCACUUUAACGACAAGUGAUUAUGGAACAAUUCUUCAACGAAGAUUGACCCUUGAUUCUGAUGGUAAUGUUCGUGCUUAUAGCCGAAAACAUGGACAUGAGAAGUGGUUGAUUUCAGGGCAAUUCCACCAACAACUUAUCAAAAUACAUGGAAUUUGUGGACCAAAUAGCAUUUGCAUUACCAAUCCAAGAACCGGUAGAAAGUGUUUGUGUAUUCCUGGUUAUAGAAGGAUUGAUAUUCAAGAUUGGUCACAAGGGUGCAAACCCAACUUCCAACUUUCAUGCAACAACAAAACCAAGUUAGAGACUCGAUUCCAACGAUUACACCAUGUUCAUUUUUAUGGAUACGAUUAUGACUACCGAGCAAAUUAUACUUAUAAACAAUGUAAGCAUUAUUGCAUGCGGAUGUGCCAAUGCAUAGCCUUCGAAUAUCGUUUCGUGAAUGACCAAGAGAUGCCUUACUGCUAUCCUAAGUCACAAUUACAAAAUGGGUUCAGUUCACCAAAUUUUGAAGGAUCAAUCUUCUUGCGAUUGCCAAAAGGAAAACAAGUUUUUUUCCACGAGAAUGAUAUAAAAAAUGGUAGCUUGAUUUGUUCGAGAAAUAAUGGAUUAAAACAACUAAGAAGACCAUACAUCGAAGGCAAAGAAAAUGAACCAAUGAAGUUCAUGUUUUGGUUUACGAUUGGUUUGGGGUUAAUUGAGGCAUUGUGCUUCUUUAUGAUAUGGUGCUUCUUAUUUAAGAACAGGAAACCCUCUGUUAUAGACAAUCAAGGCUAUGUUUUUGCAGGAACCAUAGGAUUUCGAAAAUUCACUUACUCUGAACUAAAACAAGCAACAAAAUGUUUUAGUCAAGAGAUUGGAAAGGGUGCUGGAGGAACUGUGUAUAAAGGUUUAUUAUCUAAUAAUCGUGUUGUGGCUAUAAAGCGGCUACACGAAGCAAACAAAGGAGAGAGAGAAUUCCUUGCUGAAAUUAGCAUCAUUGGAAGGCUAAAUCACAUGAAUUUGAUUGGUAUGUGGGGGUAUUGUGCGGAGCGAAAACACAGAUUGCUGGUUUUUGAGUACAUGGAAAAGGGUUCUUUAGCUGAUACUUUGUCAUCAAAUGCACUUGAUUGGGCUAAGAGGUAUCAAAUUGCUGUUGGAACUGCAAAAUGUCUUGCAUAUAUACACGAAGAAUGUUUGGAGUGGAUUUUGCAUUGUGAUAUAAAGCCCCAAAACAUACUAAUUGACUCUGAUUACCAACCCAAGGUAGCCGAUUUUGGGUUGUCUAAGCUACUACAAAGGAACAAUCGUGAUAAUUCAGGUUUUUCGAGGAUGAGAGGAACAAGAGGUUACAUGGCACCUGAAUGGAUUUUCAACUUGCCAAUUACUUCCAAGGUGGAUGUUUAUAGUUAUGGAGUUGUGGUGCUAGAGAUGAUUACCGGAAAGAGUGCAAUGAUUAGUAUCCAAAUCACAGAUGGAGAAGAGUCUCACAACGAGAGUUUAGUAACAUGGGUGAGAGAGAAAAGAAGGAAAGUAUCAGACAUGAGAUCUUUUGUGGAACAUAUAUUAGACCCUACAUUGGGAUCAAAUUAUGACAUGGUUAAAUUGGAGACUUUAGCAGCGGUUGCUUUGGACUGUGUUGAGGAAGAGAAAGACAUGAGACCCAACAUGAGUCAAGUUGUUGAGAGGCUCCAAAUUCAUGAACACGAUUCUUGAUGAUAUCCAGUUAUCCACAAAGAAAAGUCAUCUCUUAUUGCUACAAUUAGUUUUUGUGUUUAUCUUCAUAAUUCAAAUUACUAAAUAAAUAUGUGCUUUGGCACGGGUGGUGUGUUCCGCGCGUUUGUGUGAAUUAUAAUAAAAUAACAGAAAAAAUAAAAUAUAUUUCAUAAAAAAAAUUAAAGUAUCAUAGCAUAGAUUUUUCAACAAUAACAUAACAUUUAUAUAUUACAUAUUUGACCUAAAAUAUAGAUUAGAAAGACAUAAAAAAAAAGACAUAAUCAAUGGUUGUGUAAAAAUUAAAGCUUGGUAACUUAAGUUUGAAGUUAACCGGAUGACAAACUUGAAAUUCAAAAUAUCUCCGACAAGAGUUUUCUGAAUUUUGAUGGAUUGAUCACUUUUGAUUCGAGAUCGGAAAUUAGUGUCUAGUGGCGUCUUUAUGGGUCUUUCUAAGAAUGAGAUUAGAAGUGAAACUCUACUAGGUGCAGUGGCGGAGAUGCCACCCGUCAUGCCCUGGCACGUGCCCGGGCUGCCCCACCCCCAAUAUAUAUAUUUUUUUAAAAAAAUUAAUAAAAGAAACAAAACAAAAGAAAAUGAAGCAAUGAGUUUCCGUUUCCCAUUCUCUCUGUCUCGUUCAUUCGUUUCUCUCUCUCUAGCCAUCGACCACCGCUAUCAAAUCCGCUCUCAAAUCUCUCUGUUUUUCAGCGAUGAAGAUUAUUAAGACUAAAUUGCGCAACAAGAUCAACGACAAAUGGUUCAAUGACUUGAUGAUAUGUUACACCGAGCGGGAGAUAUUCAAGUCAUUUGAUGACGUUGAUAUCAUCCGAACCUUCACCGCAAAAAGAUCUCAGAAAGGAUAUUUGCCUCCUAAUUUUAUGUAGUAACUAUUGGUAUGUUAUAUUUUAUCUCUCUUUAUGAAUUUUAAUUAUCAAGUGCUCUCCUUUUCUAUUUUUUGCUGCUGUAUAUGCCUUGUUUUCCCUGUUAUGCUGGUUUGCUUAUUGAGGUGGCAGUGAGGUUUCUUUGAUUUGUAUAGAAAAUAUGGGUGGGCUUAAGUGUGUUCUUGUCUUGAGCCUUUUGUAUAGUUAUCAUUUCCUUUUUGUUGUAAUCCUUUGUACUCUGUGAUGGACUAGCAUUUCUUGUGCUGGUUCAUUCUUCAAUUCAAUAUAUUUAGCCAUUUU
Trifolium pratense (red clover) is the source of this 3947-nucleotide messenger RNA. Its product is annotated as putative receptor protein kinase ZmPK1. Gene Ontology annotation, biological process: protein phosphorylation; recognition of pollen. Gene Ontology annotation, molecular function: ATP binding; protein serine/threonine kinase activity. Lineage: Eukaryota; Viridiplantae; Streptophyta; Magnoliopsida; Fabales; Fabaceae. The record is from RefSeq and is a predicted model, not a curated record. Bases 592 to 2769 code for a protein of 725 amino acids. The transcript has a single exon.